CUUCAAUCUAACAUGACUGCACUCCAACAUGGUGCAUCUUAGGAAAAGUUGAAGCGUCAUUUCCAACCGCAUGGAUCGCUCUUCUGUUCCGUUCAGCGGACUUUCGUCGAGUCGGCGCAGCUCUUCGACUGCCUUCAUUGCGCCGACUCGUGCCGCCUUCACUUCGGCCGAAUUGGCUAAAUCUGUCGCGCAAGGUAUCACCAUUUCGGUCCCUGCCAGUCAGUCUGUCCGCAGCACUCGUUGAAGCCGGUCCCUGAGAGAGCCGGAAGCUUACCUACCCAGCGCCCAGAGCCCCUGGCAACGUGGUCUAGUUUUUUCCUUCCACACAGCGAGGAGGAUAUUUUUAACUCGCGCGAGUACGUCGUCAUUCGGAGGAAUUUGACCUGUUUAUGGCAUUAAAAGGCAGUGAAAACUUGGAAGAGUGUUCUAAGUGCAGGGGUGGAAAAAUACGUUAGUCAUUCGGUAUCGUACAAUUGAGACGAGAAGGUGUACGGGUAAAUAAGACAUAAUUGGACGUUUUCCUGCACUUCGAUAUUCAUUUGGGUGAUUGACGUGUGGUCGCACGAUCUGGCAAAGGACAAACCGUACUGCAGUGAAAUUGCGUGUUGGGAAGUGCUUUUCUUCGUUUCCUUAAGUGUACUCUUCGAGAACGACAGCUAUUUGCAUGCUUUCAUUAGCUAGAGUAGUUUAUUUCACAACUAAUGGUGCUUCAGUUCGGACGUUUGAUCGGUGUUUCUUUGGUGUAAUUGCUAAGUGUUGGCCCAAGUCACCAGUAGCGGAAAACUUUGAAAGACUCAUACGGUAUUUCGUUUCACCCUCGAAAGCAUUUUCGCAACUUUCCGGAAUGGUUAAGCAAGGUCCACGUCCGCUCGUAAUCUGCGGCCCGUCCGGGUCCGGAAAGAGCACCCUGCUGAAGAAGCUGUUCAAAGAGUUUCCAGAAACGUUCGGGUUCAGCGUGUCGCACACCACUCGGAAACCCAGACCUGGAGAGGAGGAUGGCGUUCACUAUCACUUUGUCUCGGUGGAGGAGAUGCAAGCGGCUAUUGAGAACGGAGAGUUCAUCGAAACUGCCGUUUUCAGUGGGAACAUGUACGGUACAAGCAAACAAGCGGUGGAAAAUGUGCAACAACAAGGCAAAGUGUGCGUGCUGGACAUCGAAAUCGAGGGAGUAAAACAAGUGCGCAAUUCCGACCGGUUAAAUCCGCUGUUGGUGUUCGUUAAUCCUCCUUCGAUUGCUGAGCUGGAGCGUAGACUUCGCGGACGUCAGACCGAAACCGAGGAGAGCUUACAGAAGCGUCUCAACACGGCACGGGUCGAGAUUGAGUACGGUUCCACUCCGGGCAACUUCGACAUCGUGGUCCACAACAGCAACCUGAAGCAAGCGUACGCGGCCCUGCGGGACUUUAUCGUCCGGGAGCUGGAAACCCAACAGAACCAAGGUAUCAACGUCAGUUUGACCCGUGUGGCCAUGAAUGAAGACUAAACCGCCCCUCCCCUUGUUUUUUACCUGACCCCGCUGUUUGAUGAUUGUUGAGUGCAUUUAUCCCCCGCUCGCUGUCGGCAGGAUCCGCCAGAAACCGGAACGUCGAACCCGUCUUUACUAAUCCCAAACUUACACUUACACACGCAAAGAAAGUAGAUUACCAUUUUCCUACCGGUGUUGAAAGCAGUACCCUAGACAGUACCUUAACUUGAUUGUAUUUCUAACGUGAAUCAUUCCACUUUUUGUAAUAGAUAUAUUGUAACUACUAUGGAAGGGUCUGCCCCGUACGGUUGUGUUAUGCCAAACGGGGUAGACUCCUAAGGAAUAACUCAACCAUGGUGCUAAGUAUCUAGUUUCACUGAAUUUCACUUCCGUAAGGUCGACACAGUAAUACUACCAUUUGAUCAAUAUGAUGAUUAGGCUUUGAUAUUAGACAGAGAGCGGUCUCCGAGUUAGAAGGAGAUCGAUUAGAAUAAGUGUUUAGAGCAAAGAAAUUCGAACGAAUUUAUAGUUUCAAUCGAUAAGGCAGCAACA
Messenger RNA from Aedes albopictus (Asian tiger mosquito), 2017 nucleotides. Its product is annotated as guanylate kinase. Gene Ontology annotation, biological process: purine nucleotide metabolic process. The transcript has 3 exons. Lineage: Eukaryota; Metazoa; Arthropoda; Insecta; Diptera; Culicidae. Gene Ontology annotation, molecular function: GMP kinase activity. The coding region runs from base 665 to 1483 and encodes 272 amino acids. Gene Ontology annotation, cellular component: cytosol. The record is from RefSeq and is a predicted model, not a curated record.